Ipomoea triloba (trilobed morning glory) is the source of this 516-nucleotide messenger RNA. Its product is annotated as SWR1 complex subunit 6. The transcript has 4 exons. Lineage: Eukaryota; Viridiplantae; Streptophyta; Magnoliopsida; Solanales; Convolvulaceae. Gene Ontology annotation, molecular function: nucleosome binding. Bases 1 to 516 code for a protein of 171 amino acids. The record is from RefSeq and is a predicted model, not a curated record. Gene Ontology annotation, cellular component: Swr1 complex. Gene Ontology annotation, biological process: chromatin remodeling.
AUGGAUGAGGAAGCGUCGAAUUCAGCACGUCGAAUGUCGACGAGAUCUCGUAAGGUUGCUCCGAAAAUGGCUGCUGCGCUUGCAAGCUCCGACAAUCGAACACAGGCAAUUUUGGCCCGCCUUGAUGCUUUGGAAAGUGACAAUGCUGUGCCGGAGCCGGUGCAACUUGAUGACGAUGAUGAAGCCUCUCUUGAUGACGAUGAUCAAGUAUAUCAGAAGAGGCAAUCGAAAGGCACUAAAAGGAAAACACGCCAAGCCAAGGCUCUUGAGAACAAGAAGGCUCCAAAGACAUUCAUUGAGCUCUUGAAUGAGGCAAACCUGGAGUCCUUGCCUCCCCAUGUCCCCACCUACUUGAGAGCAGCAGCGGGACCUCCGAGCUCCACCUGCCGUCGUCAUUUCUGCACUGUUUGUGGAUUCUCUGCUCCCUAUACAUGUGUACAGUGUGGGAUGCGCUUCUGUUCAAUCCGAUGCCGGACCAUCCACAAUGAUACUCGAUGUUUGAAAUUUGUUGCCUGA